Penaeus vannamei (Pacific white shrimp) is the source of this 1678-nucleotide messenger RNA. NCBI's taxonomy places the organism in Eukaryota, Metazoa, Arthropoda, Malacostraca, Decapoda, Penaeidae. The record is from RefSeq and is a predicted model, not a curated record.
UAACACGUGUUUCUCUUCCCUUUGCAGGGCGCUAUGACGCGAGGAGAGGCGCUAUAAUGGAGGCCGGCCGAGGGAGGCUCUCCCCUUCCCUUCGCCUCGUUCGCUAGCCCUGCUCUCCAUGCCUGUAGGCGACGCGGAACUCUGUUCUUGAAGGAUUUCAUGUGACUGACGCGUGGGUUCGAGAUGGAUUUGAGCACAGUGAGCCACCAGUCGCCCGGGUACAUGUGCGUGGAAAAUGGGGGCGACUUUGUUAGUACGAAUUUUAUCGAAGACGUCCGUUCGACCAAAGUGCCCGCGGUGCUCGAGGACAUCGCCCUGCCGAGGGGCUGUGACAUGCGGACCGUAACCAUGAAUGGAUUUAGCAACUCUUGCCAAGGAAAUAUCAAUGGCGCCAAGAACCUUCCCUCGGCGCCGACACAAGCCCAUCCCAGGGAUUUGCACGCGCUAGUAAAUGGUGAUCCGAACACCAAUUUCGACGUCCGCCUGUCCCAAGCGGGCCGAACGGGCGAGGCACAGACGGCGCAGCCCGGGCGGCCGGAGCGCCUGCCCUCGCAGUCGUCGGCGUCGUCGCUGCGCUCCUCCUCGGCCUCGGCGUCCGAACGCUCGAUCUCGUUCUCGGAUCAGGAGACCGUGUGCGCCGACGACCUUCGGCGCCGAUACGGGGACGCAGACGGCGACUCGCGCGUUCGCCAGCAGGGCUCCUUUUCCUCCUCCGAGCAGCAGGACCCCUCUGAGCCCCCGGGCGACGACGAGCGCUACCAGCCCGAGGACGAUGAGCUCUUCCAUCCCGACGACGACGACGACGGCGAGGAUGAGGCGGGGCUGCCCACGUUAACGGGCGUCGACAUGAGACACGCCGAAGUCAACAUCACGUCCACGAACGAGGUGGUUUUCGGCACCAAGGAAGUGUACAACAUCUCGUCGCCGCUGACGGAGGCCGUCCCCAACAUCAACGUCAUGAGCCCGAAGGCGGAGACGCCGGGCGGGGGCGCACAGGCGUCGGACUCCCGCGGCGGCGUCGGGCGCGUCGACGCCAGGGGCCGCCCUCUCCACCUCAACAUAGACAAGGCCCAACAUGCGGCCCAGGCGGCGAUCCCCAUGAUGUGCCGCCCGCACAGCCCGGUCAUCAAGUCACAGUCCACGCCCAUCCCCGUGUCCUCGUACGGCCUCACGAGCCCCGUGAUGUCCGCGCACCAGAUCUCGAUGGCCGCAGCAAUGGGCGUGCAGCAGGGGGCGGGCGUGCUCAACAUCCCCCUGCCCUCGCCCAUGCUCAGCCCGACCGGCAGCCAGCUCAGCAUGAGCCACCCUCUGGCGAGCGCCAUGGCCUCCCCUGCCAGUCGGAUCAACCUGCCCACGGUCGCCACGCCCACGAGCCAGGUCAACAUCAGCGACCCAGACAACGUCGUGGUGGGAACGCAGGUCGUCAUCCGCUGCAACGAGCCCCACGAGCACCGCCACGUCGAACCCCACGUCGCCACAUCCACCCUGGCGGAGGUCCGAGAGAAACUGGCCACCGUACCGGACCCAGACCGACCCCCUCCCUCCUGCCGUGGCUGAAGGGACACCAGGCCAUCCCCAUGAACGAGUUCUACACCAACUCGCGCAUCCUGGCCGUGGACAAGCAGGGCAAGCAGACGAGCCAGGCCGUGGACCUCGUCAAGGAUCUCAUCAAUGAGGA